Molecule: messenger RNA, 2033 nt
Organism: Gadus chalcogrammus (walleye pollock)
Lineage: Eukaryota; Metazoa; Chordata; Actinopteri; Gadiformes; Gadidae
Gene: eif3s6ip
Product: eukaryotic translation initiation factor 3, subunit 6 interacting protein
Exons: 15
Coding region: 143-1915 (590 amino acids)
Biological process (GO): translational initiation
Cellular component (GO): eukaryotic translation initiation factor 3 complex; cytoplasm
Molecular function (GO): protein binding; translation initiation factor activity
Source: RefSeq, a predicted model, not a curated record
CCACAAUGCAACACUCUGGUGUAAACUCAUCCGAGCCUCAGCCUCUUUCCGGUUCCUUUCAGUCGCCCGGCGCUAGUUGCGUGGUUAUUCUCCUCACCGUUGACACCGAUCAUCUGGACAAUACUGGAGUAAUAGAGUCAUCAUGUCCUACCACGACGAGGAAGAGACCCCUGCGUACGACCCCUAUGACUACGACACACAGGGUACUCACACAGGGGACCCUAAAGCAGAUCUGGCUUAUGAGAGGCAGUACGAGCAACAGACCUACAGCGUCAUCCCCGAGGUGAUCAAGAACUUCCUCCAGUAUUUCCACAAAACCACCACAGACCUCAUCGAUCAGAAGGUGUACGAGCUUCAGGCCAACCGCGUGUCCAGUGAGAGCAUCGAGCAGAAGAUCUACGAGAUACAAGAUGUCUAUGAGAACAGUUGGAACAAGCUGACGGAUCGCUUCUUCAAGACUUCCCCCUGGCCCGAAGCUGAGGCCAUUGCUUCUCUCGUGGGCAAUGAUGCCGUCUUCAUCAUCCUGUAUAAGGAGUUGUACUACAGACACAUCUACGCCAAAGUCAGCGGCGGACCCACUCUGGACCAGAGAUUUGAGUCAUAUUACAAUUACUGCAACCUCUUCAACUACAUUUUGAAUGCCGAUGGCCCCGCCCCUCUGGAGCUUCCCAACCAGUGGCUUUGGGACAUCAUCGAUGAGUUUAUUUAUCAGUUCCAGUCGUUCAGCCAGUACCGCUGCAAGACGGCCAAGAAGUCAGAGGAAGAGAUUGAGUUCCUGAGGAGCAACCCCAAGAUCUGGAACGUCCACAGCGUCCUCAACGUUCUCCACUCGCUGGUGGACAAGAGUAACAUCAACGGCCAGCUGGAGGUCUACACCAGUGGAGGCGACCCAGAGAGUGUGGCCGGGGAGUACGGGCGCCACUCCCUCUACAAGAUGCUGGGCUACUUCAGCCUGGUGGGGCUGCUGAGGCUCCACUCCCUCCUGGGGGAUUACUACCAGGCCAUCAAGGUCCUGGAGAACAUUGAGCUCAACAAGAAGAGUAUGUACUCGCGUGUGCCCGAGUGCCAGAUCACCACCUACUACUAUGUGGGCUUCGCCUACCUGAUGAUGAGGAGGUACCAGGACGCCAUCCGUGUGUUCGCCAACAUUCUGCUGUACAUCCAGAGGACCAGGAACAUGUUCCAGAGGUCCACGUACAAAUACGAGAUGAUCAACAAGCAGAACGAGCAGAUGCACGGCCUGCUGGCCAUCGCCCUCACCAUGUACCCCAUGCGAAUCGACGAGAGCAUUCACACCCAGCUCAGGGAGAAGUACGGAGACAAGAUGCUGCGCAUGCAGAAGGGAGACCUGCAGGUGUUUGAGGAGCAGUUCAGCUUCGCCUGCCCCAAGUUCCUGUCACCGGUGGUGCCCAACUACGACAACGUGCACCCCAACUACCACAAGGAGCCCUUCCAGCAGCAGCUCAAGGUGUUCGCUGAGGAGGUCCAGCAGCAGGCCCAGCUGUCCACCAUCCGCAGCUUCCUGAAGCUGUACACCACCAUGCCAGUGGCCAAGCUGGCGGGCUUCCUGGACAUGUCGGAGCAGGAGUUCCGCAUCCAGCUGCUGGUCUUCAAGCACAAGAUGAAGAACCUGGUGUGGACCAGCGGCAUCUCCGCCCUGGACGGAGAGUUCCAGUCUGCCUCCGAGGUGGACUUCUACAUCGACAAGGACAUGAUCCACAUCGCUGACACCAAGGUCGCCCGGCGCUAUGGAGACUUCUUCAUCAGACAGAUCCACAAGUUUGAGGAAUUGAACAGGACCCUGAAGAAGAUGGCCGCCGGUGGGACCACCACGGCCGCUGCCACCACCACUACCGCCGCCGUCGCCGUAGUCGCAGCCACUGCCACAAUAGCAGGGACCGCCACGGCCCGGUGAGGGUAGAGAGACCCUCGGAGAGACCACCACGGAGAACACCACGCCUGAUUGAUAAAUCGCUUUUCUAUCCCAGUUGAAAACCAAUAAAAUAUAGAGGUGUGCUGGUAAUCAAUUGUCU